Molecule: messenger RNA, 1249 nt
Organism: Drosophila erecta
Lineage: Eukaryota; Metazoa; Arthropoda; Insecta; Diptera; Drosophilidae
Product: trypsin theta
Exons: 1
Coding region: 13-801 (262 amino acids)
Biological process (GO): proteolysis
Molecular function (GO): serine-type endopeptidase activity
Source: RefSeq, a predicted model, not a curated record
UGUUUGUCCAGAAUGCACGGAUUAGUGGUACUGCUAGUUUGCCUGGCCGUGGGUACCGCCUUUGCUGGCACAGUUGGGGUCUCCAAUGCUGAUCCCUUCGAGCGCGAAGGCCGCAUUGUGGGCGGCGAGGAUACCACAAUCCGAGCGCAUCCCUAUCAGGUUUCCUUGCAGAACAAGAAAGGCUCCCACUUCUGUGGUGGCAGUUUGAUCAACGAGGACACUGUGGUCACAGCGGCCCACUGUCUGGUGGGAAAGAAGAUCGCCAAGGUGUUCGUGCGACUCGGUUCCACGCUCUACAAUGAGGGCGGAAUAGUGGUUGCUGUCCGGGCGUUGACCUACAAUGCGGACUACAGCUCCAAGACCAUGGAGAACGACGUGGGCAUACUGAAGCUGGCCGAAAAGGUGAAGGAAACCGAUGAUAUUCGAUACAUCGAACUGGCCACAGAAACUCCGCCCACUGGCACCACCGCCGUGGUCACCGGCUGGGGUUCCAAGUGCUACUUCUGGUGCAUGACCCUGCCCAAGACGCUCCAGGCGGUCUACGUGAACAUUGUCGACUGGAGGACCUGCGCCUCGGAUGAGUACAAGUACGGCGAGGUCAUCUACGACACCAUGGUGUGCGCCUAUGAGAAGAAGAAGGACGCCUGUCAAGGCGAUUCCGGUGGUCCUCUGGCGAUCGGUAACACUCUCGUGGGAAUCGUAUCCUGGGGAUAUGCCUGUGCAUCCAACCUGCUACCCGGUGUUUACUCCGAUGUGCCAGCUUUGCGAAAGUGGAUCCUGAACGCGAGUGAAACUUUGUAGAUACAUCCAAUAGACGGGCAUACUUUCGGGCAUUAUUCAGCGAUUCACAAUCAGAAAGUUUGCAGGCCCAUCUAAUUGUUUUAAGCUUCACAUGGAUGAUACACUGAUGAUUCAUUAACAUACAUAUUUGUGGCAAAUUCGGUUUUCCGUCUUUCCUUUCUGGCCAAAUCGAUGUCUACCAGUAAAAAUAUCCUUUACAUGAUUAUAUUACUUUUGUAUAUUUUAAUCAGCCAUGCCAAUUUGUAGUAUUUCUCUUCAUUCACAUUUCAUUUAGCCAAUUGAAGCUUUUUAUUGCUUCAAGUGGCACUUAAAUAUUUGAUCACAUUGAUCACACUCCUAGACUAAGGUUAAUAUUCUUAGUCAGCAAUGGUGACAGAGCUACCGCUCUCGGAUGGUCAUCUUAUCGGUGUUAAAAUAAAAACAGUUUAUGGGCCAAUUUGCGAUAUGA